AUGCCAGCAAAUACCACACUGCCGAAGGAUGUAUCGCACGACUCGGUUGGUGAGGAACCCUGUGGUAGCUACGCCAUCACAGUUGUCUCUGAGUCAAACGAUGACAACGGAAAUUGGCGAAAUGCUGAACGUGCGUGUAAAAAUAAACGUAGGGACUCUCUUCCAGACAGGCAUCUUUACCGAAAACGAAACAUCGUCAUAAAGGGAGCUCCUGAGUCCAAUUCUUCGACUGCAAAAGAAAGAAUCGAGCACGAUCUCAACUUCUUUCCAACAUAUUCAAAUGCCGUCCUUCAGGACGGAAAAUGUGUUACCGUGCACAAAGCUUUCCGUCUAGGAAACGCAGAUGCGUCGCGUGCAUUACCAAGGCCUCUUAAAAUUAUCCUUGCAAAUGAAGCCCAGGCCCCACAUCUCCUGGAAGGGAGGAUGGCCCUUCGUCAUUCGCAUAAGGAAGUGUUUUUUCAGCCGGAUUACGAACCGACAGAAAGACACAAGAUGAGGGAGCUCUGGACAGAACUGAAAAGAAGGACAGAAGAGGGGGAGAAGGGGUUGAAAAUAAAGGAAGACAAGAUAAUACAGAUCAAACGAUCGUUCCUGUGGCUAACCCCCUUUGUAAUCAGGGCCAGUUCCCCCCGAGAAUACGGACACUAAAGGUGCUGUAUUCGAAUGUGCAGAGCCUGUUUAACGAGAUGGAUGAACUCAGGACUCUGAUCGACGAGUACACGCCAGAUAUCAUCGCCUUGACAGAAACAUAGCUCUCUGAAGCUAUUGGAGAUCAUGAGGUAUCCCUCAGAGGCUACCAACUGUUCAGAAGAGACAGGAGAAGCCGAGGAGGAGGAGGAGGAGGGGUCGCUGUCUAUGCUAGCUACAACCUAACCGCGGUCCCCGAGCAUAAUCCAACAACAACAGCGGAAGUCGAAUUCCUAUCUUUAACUAUCUCCACCAAAUAUGCCAGGCCGCUGGCGUUUGCAGUUGUGUAUCGUCUCCCAAACCAGAUUUCCGAACACGAUAGGCUUCUCCUAAGGGAACUGAGCAAGACCUGCUCGAACAGAGACGUCCUUAUUGUAGGGGACUUUAACGCCCCCAAUAUCGACUGGCAAGCUUGGACGGUUGUGGGUCCAUCGAACACAUUCGGACAACAUUUGCUUGAAUUGGCAGCAGAAAAACUACUUUUCCAGAAUGUAACUCUCGGAACACGUGUUAGGGAAGGGCAACGUUCAAAUUGCCUCGAUCUGGUGCUCACUCGAGAUGAGGAGAGUGUGCUGGAUACACAAGAUCUCCCGCCAAUUGGUGCUAGUGAUCAUAUUGUGAUGCUCUUCGAGUAUUCCAUGUUCUCCCAGCCUAAUUCACCUGAACAAUUACAGCAAAUAUCUGGAAGGGGGAUUUUUCUAGCAUGCGAACGCAAGCCUCAGCAAUACCGUGGACAACCACAUUACAAGGAACAGUUAAUGACUAUUGGAGCACGUUCAGCUCACUGGUCAAAAGACCCGUUGAUCUUAACUGUCCACUCAGACGAAAGAUAACUAGCAACCGUCCGCCGUGGAUAAACCGGAAACUUCAAACCGCGUUUAAGAGGAGAAAUAAAGUGUGGAGACGCUAUCGACAAACAGAAAGUCCUGAAGACCUGACGGAAUACAAGCGACAGCGGAAUGCGUGUAAACGCGAGGCUCAUAGACUUCGAAGCAACUAUGAGCUGUGCAUAUUACAAAAUUCCUUGGAGCAUCCUAAAAUCCUCUAUAGUUACAUACGUAAGGGACAGAGCAAUCGUGAACCGAUUCCAGCGCUAAGAUCCCAAAACGGAGUAAUUGAGACGGAUGACCACCUGAAAGCAUCAGCCUUCUCCAAUUUCUUUCAGUCGGUAUUCACUCAUGACACAAACCCCCCUCCCAUGCCAUAUGUAGACUAACAACAAUAUCCCUCCUGUCCUGCAUUGGAAGACAAUCGUUUCAUCUCACCCACGUUGAUAAGGACCGAACUACGCCGGCUGAAACCUGCCAAAUCACCUGGUCCAGAUGGAAUUCAUCCGCUUGUCCUCCGAGAAUUAGCUGAUGUACUCUGUGAGCCGGUGUCCAUGAUAUUUCGGAAGUCCAUGGAAGAAGGCGAACUGCCGGAGGAGUGGAAAACGGCCCAUAUUUCUCCAAUCUAUAAAGGAGGAUCCAGACUGGAACCCGAAAACUACCGUCCUAUUAGUUUAACCUGCAUUCUAUGCAAGGUAAUGGAACGACUUAUUAAAGGGCAUUUACUGUCGUAUCUGGAGCAGAGGGACCUGUUAUGUGCUGCUCAGCACGGAUUUAGUCGUGGUCACUCCUGUCUUACAAGCAGUCUUUACUCUCAGGAAAAGUGGACAAGAGCCACAGACCAGGGCCGUCCAGUGGACGUCAUCUUCUUUGACUUUAAGAAGGCGUUUGAUAGCGUUCCUCAUGGACGACUCCUACAGAAGAUUUGGGAGUGUGGAAUACAGGGCAGCAUUUUUAAUUGGAUUAAAAGUUUCCUGUCAUGCAGGCUCCAAAAAGUCAUCGUUGGUGCCACUACAUCCGAAUGGGUGCCAGUAAAAAGCGGCGUUCCGCAGGGCUCAGUCUUGGAUCCUCUCCUCUUCCUCAUCUAUAUAAAUGACUGUCCUGCAGACCUUGAAUGCGAUGGCAUCAUGUUUGCGGAUGAUAUAAAGAUCUGGAAAACAAUCAGCUGCGUUGAAGAUGCGCAAAAGCUACAGGAAGAUGUUAAUAAGCUGGCUGCGUGGUCCAGCAAGUGGCUUCUAGCGUUCAACGUAUCCAAGUGUGUAGUCUUGCGACUAGAAUCUGGACGGUGGCGCUUCCCAAAACAUCAGUACACCAUAAAUGGGGUUCCACUAAAUGAAGUGGACACGCACAAAGACCUAGGUGUCUGGACAUGGUCAAACUUGCUGCCCUCUCAGCACUGCAAAACAGUCGUCCAAAAGGCAACCAGCAUCAUGCACUGGAUUAGGCGUGCCUUCAAAAUCUUUCCUCCAGAACUCUUCUCACAGAUAUUCGGCACAUUCGUCAGACCGCACUUGGAAUACGGAAUACCAUCAUGGAUGCCCUGGAUGAAGAAAGACAGUGAUGCCAUAGAGCAGGUGCAACGACGGGCCACAAAACUGGUGGACGGUCUCAGGACUCUGCCAUACCCAGAAAGACUGAUCCAGUUAAAUUUCUUCCCCCUAUCCUAUAGAAGAAUGAGGUGUGACCUGUUAUGGACAUUCCGCAUUAUCCACGGGCAUGAAUGUUCGCUCAAAACUGACGACUGGAUGGUCGGAAGCGGAGUGGUCGAGUCUUCAAUAAACGUUUUGGACAGGAAAUCAUUGAAGCUAUCCGCGGUUAACUGGGCAUCAACCAUGGGAUUUCCGAGAUCGUCUCGAAGGAUGGGAUACUGCGUCUUUCUCUGAGUUCGUAUUUUUCUAGAGAAAAGUUUCGAGACACUCAACGAAUGGUAAGGAUAAGAUCUAAAAUGUGAUUGCCACUUGUUGGAAAGCGGGCAAGCUGAAAUGAGUUAAAAAACCUGAAAAUAUCUCGAAAGGUUGGAAUCUGAAUGGACGGAUAUUCAAAACCCAAUCUAUUUUAGGACGGGUAAAAUCCACAAUGAUUAUCUGAAAAUAUAAAGUAGAUCCGGAAGUUAAUUUAACGAUUUCACAGAGUUCUGCAUCCUCACUGACUGAAGAAUUCGGGGGAUUGUGCAUACAACCAGUAUUUGCCUUUCUUUGUGGCAAGAGAAUAAUAUAGGAAAAGCAGAAGUUUCCUGUGAAUGAGGAGGCACCGGGGUAAUAGGGAGAGUGCUUUGGGUAGGAUUUAAGAUAGACACUUUUGUCACUUUUGCAAUAGUUACUACGUCCUCCCGUACAUCAUUUGUGUAGGCUUGUUCCGUCGCUUAAUGGAUUUCAGCAGCUUUGGCUUCUUAGGCCAGAACACUGGCGUUAACAGCAUAGCUCUGCUGUCGCUUCGAACGGCUGACCCCAUAAUGGGGUAGGCGUUAGCUGUGUAGCUGCCGCUGUCCUAAGUAUUAUUGGCUGAUUUGACUGAACCUUCAUAUUUUUGUGGAGUACCUUCCCCUCAAAGAUAGCCAGGUUGUGUUCGCCACCCUUCAUUCGCGGUUUUUAUUCUGGGACAAGUUCUAGACAUUUUAGCCUUUUCGUUGAAGACGAAUUCGACUAAAAAAGGCAUCUGUUAUGCGAGCUCCAGAGGAUAGCUUUUUUGAAGAGAUAAAUUUGAUUUUCAUUUUUCUCUCCUGCAUAAUUUUUAGAGGGUGAUGUGACACUCUUUCUGCCGUAUCUUUACUCCCUCUUCUUAUCCGGAACGCUUUUAGAACUUCCACUUCCGCAUCUGGCUGUAGUAAUGGAUUUAGCAAACCAACAAAGGAAGCAUGAUUUUUAAGACACAGUCGUCGGAUCAGAUUGCAUUUGAUUCAGACAAAAUCCAAACAACUAGAUAUAGUUGGCUUUCCCGAAGUUCCCUAUUUCGAAUUUCUGACAAAUCUUUGUAUGAGGACUGGGAUGAUUUACGAAGUACCCUCCUGCAUUCAAUUUUUUUGCUGUCGACUCCCUGUACCGCGGGAAUCCUCAUGGUUGAUUUUGACUUUCGACUGUCGUUGUGUCACUUUCCAGUCUCCCAUAGCGACGAAUUUCUGUCUUUGCACUCAACCACAUGUCUUAUAGAUCAAUCAGAUUAGUUGAGAGGACAUGAAAGCAACGGUAGAUUCAGUAACUUAGUUAUAUCAUUCGCUGGCAUAUCAUAAUUCCCGUCAUUUCUAUUAAGGGGACCAGGCCAGGUGGCCCUACGACAGGUAAUAUUUUUGGGUCAUCUCUUAGUUCGUUCUGUGUUGAGUGCUGGCCUGCCUUUACCACAGGCUGCGUUGCCGUCUUCGUGCUAUUACCGGCAUCCGUGUUUGUAACUAGUGGAUGACUACCCGUUUUUGAGAUGCUCCUGAGAUUAUAUUAUUUUGCUUUUACUUUUUAACUCUAACCUUAUUAACUUCACAUUUGGCAAUCUCCCCUGGUCCUCAAUGUUCUGCUGCACUAUCGUCCUAAAAUCAAACAGGCCGUUCUUGAUCUUUUUAUCCGUAAUCAGGUUAUAUGGACAUCCAGUGCAAGGCAUAUCCUCGUGCACCACACUCUACGUAGUAAUCAUGUUCUUGGAGCCCUUUGCUGGCAGGAUGCACAGUGAGAACGAGCCCAAAUCAUGGAUGAUGAGGUCAUCUCAGCAGGCGUUUUUCUCAAAGGAUGUCGGUGUCGGUCCUGCUAUUACCGUUAAAUGUCUGAGAGUCCACAAAUUUUCCGCUAAGAAAGUAUGCACCUUCCGUUUUCGAGAUUUUAACGGAACCUUUGGAUUAUAUCUGAUGAAGCAUAAUAGAACAAAACUGACUGCACAGAGAAGAUUACGUCACUACUAAGGGAAGAUUCAACCUGUGAAUCUCUGACUUCUGACCCUGUGAAAUUACAGGACUCAGAAACAAAAAACCGUUGAAGGUCCUUUUAGGAAGGACACUAGUCUCAGGAUCCAGUUUGUUCUUAUUAAGCCUCAUGCGUGCUGCUGAGCGCAAGAAGGUAGAAUUUGUCCAGCAUUUCUUUUUUUACCAAGAAAAUUGUAACUCCAGAUCACCGGCGUUUGUGGUGCCAAGAGCGUUGUCGGCUUACAGACCUUGAUACCUUGUGAUUUUGUAGAUUACUACAACCUAGUAUCAAGGGCUCCAUCUGUCUCUGCUUUCAUACCUACCAUUCGUGGCACAAUUUAGACGAUGUCCUUUUGUAAAUGAUAUACAUUCCUAUUUAAAAGAAACCAUUUCUGGUUCCAGUGGUCACCAAAAUUAUGUUGUAUUAUUAUCCAUACUUAUGAAUAAAUCGUGACAAAUAGUAGUUUUGCGGUAAGUUUCAACCACGGAUGCAUCAAAGAACUAGUGAGGAGAGAGACAUAUAUCAAGUUUCAUUGUGAAAGAUAGACUCUUGACUUAAACUCUGUGUAACCGUGAUUUAGGAUGAUCAAAUGGGUUGAAGCGAGAGCGCAUUGUUCUCACACAUAUAGGACGGAGACAGCCAUUACGCAGGUAAAAACUUCAACGGACGGCCAUCAACUCAUCCGAAUCGGUCGUACUCACUAAAAAUGUUGGCAUUCAGAGCUAAUUAACUACGAGCCAAACAGGUUGAUAAUCGGACAUCUGUGUGGCGCAUGAGCGCUUUCAAGGGGUUUGAAGAAAAUCCUGAAAAAGUCUAGUCGCCAAAGAAGUGGGAAUUCAACCCAUUCAGCCAUCUUCUUUUGCCAAUGUGAUUAAUAGGAGUAGAAAGAAAUUCAAGAAUCCUGACUAUGUGUCAGAUAUCGUCGAGCUGAUUAAGAUAAGAUGCGAGGCAAACGACCUGACGUUAGACAGCCGAUUUAAGUAAAUAAGGAGAGUAGUGGAGACCCCGGUUUCGCCAAUGGGGAGGCCGCACGCAUAUUGGGUCAAAGUUGCCUCACAGAUCAUCUGUUCGUUAAUUAGCAUUACAUACAAUAAUAAUUUUAUUAUUAUUAUUAUUAUUAUUAUUAUUAUUAUUAUUAUUAUUAUUAUUAUUAUUAUUAUUAAUAAAUGCAUUUGUCGACAAAAACUCAACUGUAGGCCAUGCAGAAACUUCUGUCAUUUAAGGUCGGAGAUGAACGCUCUUCGUCUUCACUACCCAGUUUUAUAUUUACGACUUGCCUUCUAACAAUUAGCGUAUUAAAAGCAUUAAAAACAUUAAAAGUCGGCGUUGACAACGACCAUAACACGACGUUGUCGUACGGGUGGCUGGAGAACGAGGAGUGUGGCCAACCAUCGGAGGCGCUUAAAGCUCUGUCCAUGAGUAAUACCUUCAUUUUCCGUAUAAUUGCAUUGCCCUUAUGGGGAAUUUCUGAGAAAAUAUUUGCUAAGUGGAAUUUUCCAGUAGGAAGAAGCGAUUUAGGAAAGUCUGCAUAUUGAUGGAGGAGACUGGAAGUCUUGGGUGGACGUUGUAGAAAUCAUUUUAGUCCUCUCAGUCCGGCAGAAGACCCUGAGGCCUUGCAGAUGGUAAACGUUGAAGUCAGUUAGUCAACAUCCAAGCAAGCAUAUAAGGGAAAAGUGACUGACAUAGAAUUUGAAUUACAGCGAAAAGACACGAAUCCUUCACAAACAAAUGAAUUCGAAUGGCAUGCCCUUCCAUCGUUUUCACUCAUUAGAACACCUAAGCCCUGCACCAAUCGUUUUGAGGUUUGGAAAUGGUGCACGGUUUCGACCGAUCAGUUUUUGCAGCUUGUUACAAGUCAUGGGAAGACUUGUUUCCGCGAAUGUCCCUUUUCCUCAAAUACCAUAUGUUUGCUGAACGCUCUUCUCCCUUUUGCUCCUUAUUAUUGGUCGAGACGAUCAACUAUGAUGCAAGCUUAGUGAGAGUUGGGCAACACUCAUACUGUUUGUCCGCGAUCAGGGGUGAAAUGACAACGGCGCGCGCUAUGUGCCUUAGUUGUAUACGUCAAGAAUUUCAUGAGAAUUUUAAAUAUGCAGCUGCCGCCCGCAUUAGACUGUUUUGGAGUUUCUUCCAAACCUUGUCAGGUUCGCCUUCCAAAACUUUUCAAUCUAUAUUUUUGGUGUCCAAAUUUAGACGACAAUCAAUGUGGUGCCAUUCGUCGCCUUCUGUCUAUCCCGUUCCUAAAGCUUUCUUUCUUGAUUUGGGUUGAAUAUAAGGAUAUUCUUAGCAGAAGGUCAGCACAGUAGACGGAUGCCAAAGAGGCUCGAACAGAUCCUAAAUUCAUUUGUCUAAAACUUCACCCAUGCUUGAACUUGAAAAAACGCAAUCUUGAGCCUACAUAAACGCGCAUAAUUUAGUUUUGGUGUGAGGCGCGUGCGGCCGUCCGUGUUUUUCUUGCCUGCUAGGUACAAGUCAUUUCGCCGUAAGAUACCCUCUUCAUUUUAUUAUCGACCCAAAAGUUGCCCUCUAAGGCCUGCAUUUCACAAGGCUCCCUUUUUGACCCCGUGCCACAUCCACGUUCGGCAUGCGGCAGCUAA
Molecule: messenger RNA, 7989 nt
Organism: Spirometra erinaceieuropaei
Lineage: Eukaryota; Metazoa; Platyhelminthes; Cestoda; Diphyllobothriidea; Diphyllobothriidae
Source: the annotation of a GenBank genome assembly